Messenger RNA from Ceratosolen solmsi marchali, 2861 nucleotides. RefSeq names its product Polycomb protein Su(z)12 (gene Su(z)12). The record is from RefSeq and is a predicted model, not a curated record. Lineage: Eukaryota; Metazoa; Arthropoda; Insecta; Hymenoptera; Agaonidae. The transcript is spliced from 10 exons. Bases 75 to 2552 code for a protein of 825 amino acids. Gene Ontology annotation, cellular component: nucleus; ESC/E(Z) complex; RSC-type complex. Gene Ontology annotation, molecular function: chromatin DNA binding.
GCAGCGACGACGAGCGAGAGAGAGAGCGAGUCGCGGAUAGGAGUCGAGCGAGCAGCGCUAGCAGAGGCUGGAAAAUGCCGCCGAAGAAGCGGGACAAGGAAGCGGAGGUGGUGGGUGCCGUCGCGACCGUCGCCGUGCAGAAACAGCAGCCUCAGCCCCCGACCAGGAUGGACCAGAUGCAGGCGGACCACGAACUUUUCCUGCAGGCCUUCGAAAAGCCAACUCAAAUUUAUCGGUUUUUGCGUACGCGAAAUCAAAUUUCGCCGAUAUUUCUGUACAGAAACUUAACGUACAUGAGACAGCGCAUGUCUCGAACUCACAAAUCUCGGAGAGGAUUCCGAAUAAAUUCUAUCUUAGAAAAAAUAAUGGCCAAGAACGAGCAGGAACAGAAUGCCGUAUUACGCGGUUAUAUGACCCUCACGUUCUUGGGAUUUUAUGAUAAAAAACUCGAGGAGCCUCAAGAUCCCGUAAAAGUAGAAACACUAUUGUUAAAAAUAUGUCAUAAAAAACGCAAAGAUGUUAGCUCUCCGAUUAUGCAGGUAUCCGUGGGUACGAGCGAAGUACCGAUAAAUCCUUCCGAAAAUCAGCCACCACCCAAAGCACCGACAGUGUCGAUACCCAAUGAAUCAUUUAGUUUAAAUAACGGUCAUGUUGCGAAGACGUACAUGCUACUGCUUAGGGUCUACUGCAUGUCGAAUAAUAGCUGCCUUAUACAAAACUGUGAUGUAGAAGAACCGGCUCAGAAACGCCGCAAGUCCACCAACGGCACCGCCAUAAAAUCCAACUCGGACGAGGUGAAGCUCUACGGCUCGGAGCUCGUCGUCUACGACAAGCACAAUCGCUGCCUCCUUACCGACGGUGACUACGAGCUCGGGCUCCAGGAAGUACAGACGAGCGUUCGGGCGAGCCCAAAGAAGCACAGUUCCUGGGAGACGAUUCCCAGCGUUAAGGACUGCGGCCCUUUCGACGUAUUUGGCCGCGGACCGACGCUGAAAUUUAGACUGAAUUGGACGACCGAGCCGAGUAGCGGUUACGUCGACAGGCCGCCACCAAUUAACCCGCUACCCAGUGCCGAUAACAAAGAGAACCGACCUGGAAACACUGGUUUAGACAGGUGUACGACCAAUCACAAUAACAAUAGUACUAACAAUAACAACAAUACAGCAUUGUCUACGUCUAGUCCACUUGCACCUUCAAAAAUGUCUGUAGCAAAUUUGGACAAAAUCGAGGUGUCGAAAGGCAAUCAACAAAUCGUCUAUCAAUUUCUUUACAACAAUAAUAGUCGACAGCAAACAGAGGCAUGCGAGGAUCUACAUUGUCCCUGGUGCUCUUUGGAUUGUGGUAGAUUGUACUCCUUGUUGAAGCAUUUAAAAUUAUGCCAUUCAAGAUUUACCUUCACUUAUGUUCCGAUAUCGCAAGGCGCUCGAAUAGAUGUAGCUAUAAACGAUUGCUACGAUGGCUCAUAUGCCGGUAGUCCGCACGAAUUGAUCUCACAGCCUUCGAAUGUUUCCUACUCCAGAACAGGACCUACAAGGCGCACGAGUGUAACUAAUAUCGUCGUAUGCCGACCAAAAAGACCAAAGCCAAGUCUUUCAGAGUUCUUAGAACUCGAUGAGAAUGAAUUCGAGAAUUCACGGCCUUACAUUACAGGGCACAAUAGGUUAUAUCAUCACACCGUUACCUGCUUGCCAAUUUAUCCAAAGGAAUUGGACGCCGACUCAGAGGGUGAAAACGAUCCAAAAUGGCUGCAGACGAAGACGAUGAUGAUGAUCGAUGAUUUCACAGAUGUGAACGAGGGCGAGAAAGAACUUAUGAAAAUGUGGAACCUUCAUGUGAUGAAGCAUGGCUACGUGGGUGACUGUCAGAUCCCGUUAGCCUGUCAAAUGUUUCUCGAAAAGAAGGGCAAGGAGCUCCUAAUGAAGAACCUCUACCGCAAUUUCAUUUUACACAUGUGCAGUCUUUUUGAUUUUGGCCUAGUGAGCCCCGUUAUACUUUACCAGACAAUUCAAAAAUUGCAAGAUUUAAUGAAGGAGGAGGGCGAAGACGGCGAUAUUCGUAAGGUCUUGCAAAAGUCGCAUGCGGCUCAGGUAGAGCGUUGGCUCAUAAACGGCGGUCAAAAUUCAACGGAUUUCGUCAAAUUCGCCAACAGCAAUCAAGCUAGCAAGGUAAAUUUCAAUCAUCACGAACUGACAAACUCGAACGCCAGGCGAAAAACGACGCUACCAAUGGGUUCGCCUCCUGGCACGAACCACAGCGGAAUCAAGCAUCCGAGCAUGAUGGGCGCUAGUAAAAAUAGUGUCAACGCGAAGGAUAAUCAGGCGAAUGGUGAAUUGCUGCCUUCGCGACGCAAGAGCACGAAUUCGGUUGUCGCGGAGGAGAAAAGUAGCAACGGGAAUGUGACCUCGUCGGCACCUCUGCGAAGAAAGUCCAUAAUUACUAAUAGUGAUAAUACUAAUAGUGCCGAAUAUCAUAGACGAAAGUUGGCCUUGGAUGCAGCGCCGGCCAAUGUCAACUCUAAUCAGAAGGCAACGCAGAACGGCACGUUGUUCUAAUUCUAAGAGGGAAGGCUCCGUUGGGGCGGCGUCUCAGUUAUAAAAUGAGGGGCUGUUGCUUUAAUCGACUGUUUCGGUGGCGAUUGUAUGGAUUUAUUUUAUUGACGAUUACUCGAAUGUGCGACGUUGCUUUUUAAUAGAUGCGGAGGAUCAUGUUAGCCAUCGACGAUCAGCGAGCAAUAAGAAACUAAAAAUGUGUAAUGUUUCAAACUGCGAAUCAGGGCUUGUAUGGCAGGCGUACUGAUAAUUGUCUUGAUUGCACGAUGCUGCGUGAUUAAUAAAAGAAUUUUUGAUUUAUUUGUAUAAGGA